AUUACUUGUCGUGUCGCGAUACGAAACUGCCGAUAUGAGGUAUCUACUGGGUGUAUUGUUAAUGGUGUCGUCUGUGUUGUGUGAUCGUAAUGACUCUGUAGAAAACUCGAAGUUAGGCAGAAGCUACAGGUUGAUGUACAACGCGGCGACAUGGCAGGACGCGAAGCAGACUUGCUUGAAUAACGGCGGCAAGCUAGCUGUGCCCAAAUCCCAGGAUGAGUUCAGCGUGAUCCAAGGUCUGAUUAGGAAGAUGCAUUAUCCCAGUAUCAUCGGCUGGACCGGCAGCAGACUGCUGGCGUGGGUCGGCAUUAGUAACGUCGAGGAGCCAGCGUGGAAGAAUGUGGACGGUCUGAUCCGGAAGAUGCAUUAUCCCAGUAUCAUCGGCUGGACCGGCAGCAGACUGCUGGCGUGGGUCGGCAUUAGUAACGUCGAGGAGCCAGCGUGGAAGAAUGUGGACGGUCUGAUCCGGAAGAUGCAUUAUCCCAGUAUCAUCGGCUGGACCGGCAGCAGACUGCUGGCGUGGGUUGGCAUUAGUAACGUCGAGGAGCCAGCGUGGAAGAAUGUGGACGGUCUGAUCCGGAAGAUGCAUUAUCCCAGUAUCAUCGGCUGGACCGGCAGCAGACUGCUGGCGUGGGUCGGCAUUAGUAACGUCGAAGAGCCAGUGUGGAAGAAUGUGGACGGAGAGGAUAUAGAAAAUACUGGUUUUGCAACGUGGGCCAAAGGAAACGGUGACAAAAGCAGCAACCCUAAAGAGCCUCAUUGCGCUGUGAUGGACGCUGCCAACCCAGGCCUACGAAGCUACUGGUGCCACUACAAACAACCCUUCGUAUGCGAGUCUCAUCUCAACCCUUAAUGUAUACAUAUGUGACCUUUCACGGGAAAAGGUACCUUAUGGCGGCUGGCGCUUACGUCGAAUAGCACCGCAAUAGUAUUGGAGCGGCGUUAAUUAUAGCGUAAGCGCCAACAGCCACAAGGUACCUUCAUUCGUGGGACGUGUCAUAUUAUUGAUUGAUCUGUGUUGAAUAGUAAUAAAAUAAACACAAUGAUAUAACAAAAUUAACUAGCCUGAAAGGUUUAUCAUAAUUGUAGGUACUUAAUUUAUUUUGAUCGCCGUUGAGUGAAAAAUUAAAAUGAUAUUUCAAAGGAAUAUUUUAUUAAACAUACACAAAUGUCUCCACGUUUAAUGAUAAUGAUAAAUUAAGCAAUUUCUAAGAAAUCUUUGUGCCGAAGCUGAAGACAAUUUAAAAGCCAAACAUCUUAUGUAAACCUCUCCGACUAGGUACAUUAAUUUAAAAACUCUUUGGCAAGGCAACUCAUUCAUUCCCUGAGGUAGAAUUGUGUAAACAUUAAAAUUCUGAACAAAAAUGCCGAGGUUUCCAAGGGCAAAGCAUUCCAACUUUGAUAUUAAAACACUGUCAACUUUGAGCGUAGUAAGUUUUUCAAUUUCGCAUUUUUUUGCUACAUCGUGGCUGGGAGGACGAUUCGAACUUACAAAUGUCAAUUUGAAUUUUUGACAUUAUCUUAUAGAUGCAAAGGAGAUGCGCUGCAAGUUACAACAUAAUCAAUAUAAUGUUUUAUUACAAAUAUACAUAGGUAAUCAAUAAUCAUUUCUAGUACGUUACCUAUUGUGAUCAAAUGCCGCAAUGGCGGUCGUAGCAUGCGGUUCCUGAACAUGUCAUAGAGAGCUUAUAUUAUAAUUAUGCAGCCAUAUAUUAAGCAGCCAUAAGGCCUUUUCCCGUGGAAGGUCAUAUAUUGAUUGAAACUAACACGAUCUUCACUCAUAAUUUUAAAACUGACACUUUAUUUCGACGCCGGAAAGCAAACACGUAGUAACCCACACAAGGUCAAAAAUGUUUUUCUUGCAUUUUUGGAAUCUCCAUUUUUUUCUGCGUCGACAGGUCGAAUCCACGUGCCAAUACGAUGAAAAAUGGGGAAAAUAGGAACACAAAAUUUUCUUGUUUUUCUUGAAAUGUACUACUCAGCAAACACGCAGUAAAUAGCAAAAAAACUCAAGAAUUUAAAUCAUUGUAUUUACAGCAUUUUGAUUUCCAUAUAAUUUAUACUUUAGUCAUUUACCACCUCCGUUGCUCUGACGCAAGUGUAGGUUACUACGUGUUUGCCGCUCAUGAAUGUGAAUAUCUUGCAGUUACGCUAUUUGGCGGGAAAUAAUGUUUAGUCGAGUAGUGGUUUAACACAAAUUCACACACUAUUGAAAUAUGAGAGACAUGUCUUUUACUACGUUUACAAGGAUCAAGUAAAACUACCACAUAAUAGUUACUUCACUGUUGUAGGGCGUAAGGUUUAAACUUCUGCGCCUUAUUUCGUUUUAACGCGGCUAUCGCGGCCAUUACUUGAACGUUUGCGCCGUCGCUCAGUGCGGUUCAGGGGGUGAAAGUGAGUCGACGUGUUUGUAAUCAAGUAAAAUAUUACGGGGAUUUUGGAUAAAGUGAUUAUUUUUAUUUAAGAAAGGAAGUUUUUUUUCAAUUGUAAGCAUGUAAAAUUGCAAUAUUUACGGUGUGUGUAUCGAUUUUAUGGUUUUAUGGUACUUAAAUAAAAUUUGGUCUUAUGGUAUCUGAUGAAAGUUUGUUUUGUCUAAAGUGGACUUUUAUUUUAUAAGAGGAUGUAGAAACCACUUUUUUUAAAUCAAACGUCGUUGUUAUACUUUGGUUAGGUUUUGAUCUCCCAUUACGUUAUGUCUUUUCCAACGAGGACUUCUUAUU
Messenger RNA from Cydia splendana, 2720 nucleotides. RefSeq lists its product as uncharacterized. Lineage: Eukaryota; Metazoa; Arthropoda; Insecta; Lepidoptera; Tortricidae. The coding region runs from base 35 to 853 and encodes 272 amino acids. The record is from RefSeq and is a predicted model, not a curated record. The transcript is spliced from 9 exons.